Molecule: messenger RNA, 1052 nt
Organism: Papilio machaon (common yellow swallowtail)
Lineage: Eukaryota; Metazoa; Arthropoda; Insecta; Lepidoptera; Papilionidae
Product: rho GTPase-activating protein 26-like
Exons: 5
Coding region: 581-997 (138 amino acids)
Molecular function (GO): protein binding; GTPase activator activity
Source: RefSeq, a predicted model, not a curated record
UGGAUAAAUAAAAACGGUUAAAGAUGAGCAGCAGUAUUAUAUUGGAACAUUUAGUAAUCCUCAAUUCGUCUGUAUCGAGGUGAAAGGCUACAAUCGCCUAUUGUCCUUGACUACGGAGUCGUAGUGGGCAAGAGGUCGCCUCGCACGACCCAUCCCGCGGUGUUACGUCCCACUUCCGGCGCUAACUGGGUCACUCGGGAAAUGACCUUACACCACUACAAGGCCGCAGCCCUUAUAAUGUCAAUACAAUUUGUUUUUAAUUCAAAUCAAUAAUACACACAAGAUGUCAGUUUUUAAGCUCGUCUUGUAAUAUUACGGUUAAAUUGGAAUUUUGAAAAAAAGUUAUAACAGCAACAUAGUAUUUUUUUUCCGGUCAGUCCGUUUACCUGGGCAGUGUCGUGUCGUGUCGUGUCGUGCAGUGGGCAGGUGUGCGGUGCAGUCGCGUGCGGGCUCACAUAAAUAUCGCGCGCGGUCUCCUCCGCGCCAGUCUGUGUCCUACCUCGCUCAGUGUCGGUCCUGCGUUCAGUUCCGAGUUGUGUCGUGUCAGUCUGUGUCUGUGUCAGUGCUGGAGAUUUGCAACAUGAUCAUCUGUCUGUCCGGGUUCGUUAUUGCCGGAACCUCUCCCACUUCGUUAUCGUCGCGUAAUGAUGUUAUGUCGAGCGCGACGUACGCGGCGCACCAACAGACGCUGCUGCAGCAUCUCGCGCAUCUGCAGCCUCCGCACGCGCCGCAGCCAGCUCAUCUCGCGCACAGAGGUGGAGGUGCGCGCUGCAGCAGCAGCUCAGAGUCCGUGUCCAGUCACAGCGCCUCUCCACCACCGUCCAGGCGAGUGCGCACACUGUACGCAUGUCUGGGCGAGAGCGAGGGCGAGCUCUCCUUCGAGCCCAACCAGAUCAUCACUCACGUGACGCCCUCCGGAGAGCCCGGCUGGCUGCGCGGCACCCUCGACGGCCGCAGCGGACUCGUGCCGGAGAACUACGUCGAGCCGCUGCCGUAGCCCCGCCCCACACACCCGGCGACACGCCCCCCGCCCACACCAGGCGACACGCCCC